AGGCUCUCCGCGCCAGCGGCAGGAAGAAGAGCAGUUAGCUGGUGUUCAGAGUGAAGAAGCAGCUCCGUUUCGAUCUCCGUCCUGUAGGACCAAUCAUUUGACCUCAUCUGUUAUCCUGCCUGCAGCUCCACAGGUGAACCUCUGGUUCUCCGGCUCCCUGAGGCUACACCCUUCACCUCCGUGAGCGUCACUCCAGCCCUUUCGUUGCUACUCUAUCACCGGUGCCUCCUCCUGCCUCCUCCGUCAUGACUGAGCCGGAGCUGCUGACGGAGGUUCCGGCAGCUCUGAAGCGCCUGGCCAAGCAGGUGGUCCGGGGCUUCUACGGCAUUGAGCACGCACUGGCGCUGGACGUGCUGAUCCGCAACCCCUGCGUGCGAGAGGAGGACAUGCUGGAGCUGCUGAAGUUCGACCGCAAGCAGCUGCGGUCCGUGCUCAACACGCUGAAAGGCGACAAGUUCGUCAAGUGCCGCAUGCGCGUGGAGACGGCGCCCGACGGAAAGACCACCCGCCACAACUACUACUUCAUCAACUACCGCCUGCUGGUCAACGUGGUCAAGUACAAGUUGGACCACAUGCGGCGGCGCAUCGAGACAGACGAGCGCGACUCGACGAACAGAGCGUCCUUCCGGUGCCCCUGCUGCCACAGCACCUUCACCGACCUGGAGGCCAACCAGCUGUUUGACUCAAUGACAGGGACAUUCCGUUGUACCUUCUGUCAGACUGAAGUAGAGGAGGACGAGUCUGCUGUCCCCAAAAAGGACGCCCGGACGCUGGUCGCCCGCUUCAACGAGCAAAUUGAACCCAUUUACGUGUUGCUACGGGAGACCGAAGACGUCAACCUAUCGCACGACCUGCUGGAGCCUGAGCCUACGGAAAUUCCUGCGCUGAAACUGAGCCGAGAGCGUGCGGCACCGUCCGGCGGGGCUGUGGGCGCCGGAGCGGCCGGCCAUGAGGUGUGGAAAUCGAAGGGCUCGUCGUACGACGACCUGUACACGCAGAACGUGGUCAUCAACAUGGAGGAGCAGGAGUCGCAGCAGAUAGCUGAGGCUAAGGCCCCCAAAGAGAGGCCCGUGUGGCUGACCGAGAGCACCGUGCCCGGGUCAUACGAGUCGGAAGCCCUCAAGACCUCUGGCGAAGACUCCAUGGUAACCCAGGAGGGCCUGGCUGGGCGUGGCCCUGCGCAGGAUGAGAACGAGGAAGUGAUGCGUGCCCUGCUCAUCCACGAGAGAAAGGUUAGCUCUGCCAUGGGGGGCGGAGCAGUCGCCAGGCCCAGCGCCCCAGUGGCCGGUGGCAGCGACUCUGAGAGCGAAACCAGUGAAUCGGACGAGGACUCUCCGAGCCAGGCUCCCGUCCACACGGCCGCGGCCGCUCCCAGGCCGGGGAGGCGGGACGACGAGGACGAGGACGAGGAGGAUGACGACUUUGAGGAGGUUGGAGACGAUCCGGUUGUGAUGGUGGGUGGAAGACCUUUCUCCUACAGAGAGGUGAGCCAGCGGCCAGAGCUGGUGGAGCAGAUGAGCGCUCAGGAGAAGGAGGCGUACAUCGAGAUGGGCCAGAACCUGUUUCAGGACAUGUACUUUUGAAGGCCCCUCUCUCUUUCUUUCUCUCUCUCUCUCUUUAUCUCUGUCUGUCUCUCUGUCUCUGUCUGUCUCUCUCUUUGUCUCUCUAUCGGUCAUUAUUUUUUCUA
This is a messenger RNA of Pygocentrus nattereri (red-bellied piranha), 1687 nucleotides long. It is a transcript of the gene gtf2e1, whose product is annotated as general transcription factor IIE, polypeptide 1, alpha. Bases 246 to 1583 code for a protein of 445 amino acids. Gene Ontology annotation, cellular component: transcription factor TFIIE complex. The transcript is spliced from 5 exons. The record is from RefSeq and is a predicted model, not a curated record. Lineage: Eukaryota; Metazoa; Chordata; Actinopteri; Characiformes; Serrasalmidae. Gene Ontology annotation, biological process: transcription initiation at RNA polymerase II promoter; transcription open complex formation at RNA polymerase II promoter.